AUGCCGAUGCCCGUCCCUCGUCUUCAGCUAUGGCGGCCUCCUGGCAUGCCCGCGUCGCCACGGCCGAGCUCGCUGCGAGAUCCUGGUAGGCCACCUUGGGAGGGGUCUGACGAUUUGCGGUGUGGGUGUAUUUUUUUGUUUUCGCCAGGUGUCGUAGCUAACCCUGAUUGGUUUCUUCCCCUGACGAAGAGCUCCAGCUUCGAGGACUUCCAGAGGUACACAGCUCAGCUCUCCGACGCGUGUCCAGAGCCGUGUGCAGCUCGGGCUUUGGAUGUCCCGUCGCCACGGCAGUUACGGCCACCAGAGGAGUGCCGCACAUCCAUCGAGGGCGACGAGUGUUACCAGAAGGUUGUAUGGGCGAUGAGGGCGGGCGUCGUUGCGAACCCUGCCUGGUACGCCCGCUCGGGCCUGACAAGGAACUCCACCUUCGAGGACUUCCAGCGGCACCUCCACGGUACAGCCAGGCUCUCCCACGUGUGCCCCGAGCCUUGUGCAGCGGUGGCGCCGCAGGGGUGCCGCACAGCCGUCGAGGGCGACGCGUGUUACGAGAAAGUUGUAUGGGCGAUGCAGAAGGGCGUCGUGGAGAGGCCAGGCUGGUAUCCUUCCCUGACGAAGGACUCCAGCUUCGAGGACUUCCAGCGGUUCCUGCACGGCGAGGCCCGGCUCUCCCACAUUUGCCCCGAGCCUUGUGCAGCGCAGGUUUCGGAUGCUCGGCGACCAGUACCAGCACCAGCACCAGAAGAGUGCCACACAUCCGUCGAGGGCGACGCGUGUUACGAUAAGGUUAUAUGGGCGAUGCAGAAGGGCGUCGUGGAGAGGCCAGGCUGGUAUCCUGACCUGACGAUGGACUCCAGCUUCGAGGACUUCCAGCGGUUCCUGCACGGCGAGGCCCGGCUCUCCCACAUUUGCCCCGAGCCGUGUGCAGCGAAAGCGCUACCAGCGCCACAGGAAUGCCACACAGCUGUCGAAGGUGACACGUGCUACAAGAUGGUGGCGUGGGCGAUGCAGACUGGUAUCGCCGAGAACCCUGAUUGGUUUGCCCCUUUGACGAAGGACUCCAGCUUCGAGGACUUUCAGCGGUACACAGCCCAGCUCUCCGACGCGUGCCAGGAGCCAUGUGCAGCGCAGGCGUCGAAAGCUCGGUUGCCGGUACCAGCGCCAGCACCGGAGGAGUGCCGCACAUCCAUCGAGGGCGACGAGUGUUACCAGAAGGUUGUAUGGGCGAUGAGGGCGGGCAUCGUGGCGAACCCUGCCUGGUACGCCCGCUCGGGCCUGACAAGGAACUCCACCUUCGAGGACUUCCAGCGGCACCUCCACGGUACAGCCAGGCUCUCCCAUGUGUGCCCCGAGCCUUGCCCAGCACGGGAGGCCACAGAGCGGAUCGAGGCAUCGGGGAGGCCAGGAACUCCGUCACCCACCAUUUAUUACAUACCCGAGGCGGACCUGCUCGCGGCCAGCUAUUCUGGUUACGAGCAGACGGGCCGCAACUGCCAGUGCGGAAAUGCAAUCAAGGAGUUCUCCCAGGAGCACCAGACUCUAGAUUUGUGCGCGUACGAGUGCACCUUGUACGAGCAUUGUUUGUCCAUCGGCCUCCAUUCCGCGGAGUCCGUUUGGUUUGGCACGUGCAUUCUGUACGAUGCGCUUUGCGAUGACACAAACGGAGACGACGCCAACACGACUUGCGCCAAUCCGACCCCGACUGGGUCCGUCAGCGUCAAUUUUAACAGGGUGCUCGGUGCCUGCGAUGUCACGAACGGGUCUUCCCCGAGCUCCACGUAUCCAUGCUUUUGCGGAUCCGACCUCUGUGGGACCAACGAGAUUUGCUCCACGGAUUCGUGUGCACCGAUGGAAUACUUGAUGGUGGAGUGGCCGUGUUCGGACCCUGGGAUCGUUAGCCCGUAUUUCGUCCUUUCUGGGAAUACCACGGCCGGAGCGCCGACCUAUACAAACUAUGAGGGCGUCUACCUCUAUUGGGAUGCCUCGUGCAACGGGAGCGAGGGUCAAAAUGCGGAUCGGUGGAUCAUUGACAACGACGAGCCGAACACGUCAGUUUCCAUGGAUCUGGACUCCGACGGGGCCUGCGUGUACAUCGGGCACAACCAGUCUUCACUGUCUGGCGGCGCUCCCCUGGGAAGCUCCAUCUGGGACGUCGUGUGCAGCGGCGAAGAGGUGCAAGCGACGGUGACGAUCACAUACCUGGCGAGCUUGCCGCCUGGGGCCCUCCCGACCCCGCAGCCCACGCUGGACCCCGGGGUGCCGUGCACGUGCGAGAGCCGCUGCGGUGCGUUCACGUGCUACGACCUGGACGUCGACGGCUGCAUCGUGGCCGGGGAGGCAGCGCACGUGGACGGGCUCGCGGAGCAUUUCGUCGGGAUGGACACGGAUGGUGACGGCUGCGUGAACCAGACGGAGUGCGCGGCCUACUCCGACUUCGACCUGCCCAGCUGCCCCGUUGAGCCCCCGGUGGCUUGUGAUUUCGGCUACUACGCCACCCACGGGACAUCCGUGUGCGUGCCGUGCGUGACGGGAGAGACCAGGCGCCGCCGCUCCUCGGAGUGCACCGAGUGCCCCAACGGGACGACGGACGCCGGGGACUUCGACAACUGCAUCUCGGGGGCUUACCUCGUCGAGCCCAUGGCGGUUGGCACGCCUUGGAUGACCCUCAAUCGGAACAGCGACGAGUUCGGGUUUGAGUUCCAGGUGGGCGACGAAGUCAUCAUCAGGACGCGCAACCCUGACUAUUUCGAGAGGUUCACCAUCAUCGGGCUGGUCUCCAACCCCGACGGGACGUUCACCUACGAGCUCGACCAGACGACGCCCGUCGAGUUCAACAUCUACGACCCAGUGCACGUCGCGUGCACCCGGACAACCGGGGGCAGCUACCCGAACCUGCAGAUGUGCGGGUGCGGCGUCGACGACUGCGGUCCCGGGUACUGCUGCCAGGCACCCGCCGACCCCACCAGCGGGACGGACGGAACGUGCGUGGUGUGCACCUCCCCGACGCCGGCCCCGACGGUGUCGGCCGUGGGGGACCCGCACUUGGUCAACCUGCAGGGGGAGCACUUCGACGUCAACCACGGGGGCGAGUUCACCCUGCUGCGGGUUCCCCAGGCUGCCAGCAUGCCCGCGGAGAUCGAGCUGAGAGCCACCAUCCGCCCUGAGCACGGGAAGCCGUGCACCACGUACAUCACGGAGGUGGAGCUCUCGGGCACCUCGCUGGGCGGCAGGGUCGUGCAGGUGCGCUCAUACCUGGCGGGGGCUGGCGGCGAAGCCAGCAGGUUUCUGGGCCUCCGGGUGAUGAGCGCCGCCGCGCGCGCCUCGGCCGCGGACGACGUCCCGUGGGUGAGGCUGGAGGACUGGACCGACAUGCCCUACUUGCUCGCGAAGCCCCAGGACAAGGGGGGCUUCAGGCUGACGCUGUCCAAGACGCAGUGGCGCAGCAAGAAGGAGGUCUCCAGGGACGGCGCGUCGAGCGUGGCAGGGCAGGUCGAGGUCCGGGUGCAGAGGGGCAAGUUUAACCAGUCAACAAAGCUCGUCAUGCGCCAGGACCUACCCAUGCAAGAGCACCUGAACCUGGCCGUGAGGCAGCUGAGCGCGCUCGGACGCUCGGACAUCGGCGGCCUGCUCGGCUUCGACCCGCACCCAGAGUCCCUGGAGGAAGUCACGACAGAGUGCCAGCGCCACAGGCCGCAGGGCCCCCACGUCAAGCCGGCCUGGAAGACCCGCUGGGAGAGGAUCAAGGAGCAGCGCAGCCGCGCCGCGCCCCCCGACGGGGCCAUGAACGACAACGAGGCGGCCGCCAGCCUCCUCGGCAGCAGGGGCAUGAUGUGCGUGUGCGCCGAGAGGGCGCACGAGGAGGGCCCCGCGGGCGACGGCGACGCCGAGGGCGUCCUGGCCGAGUUCCAGACCGGCCGCCUCGCGGAGGAGCCGGACGAGGAGCCCGCGCCCACGGGGCGGGCCGCCGGCACGGGCGCCCCCGCGGGAGGCCUGGCGGCGGCGGCGGCCCUGCACCUGCGGCUUCCAGGCGUCCGCCGCGACCGCACGGACCAGUUCAGGAGAAUGCGAGAAGUGUCGAUGCCCCCGCGGCAGGCGUCGGCAGGCGGCCGCCCGGGCGACGCCGCAGACGGCGAGCUCGAGGCCUUCUCGGCCGCCCUGGCGGACCUCCACGAGCGGGUCUCCGUGGCGUCCUCCUCGUUGGCUUCCAAGCUGGCCCAGCACAACGGCCUGAAGCAGUUCGGGGCCGAUUUCUCGGACCGGGCGCCGCCGCUCGAGCUGCGCGUGCUGCUGCCAGAGCUCGAGGCCGCCAUCGAGCAGCUGCUCGACGCCCUGUGGACCCUCGGCACACAACUGCGGCUGCUCGCAGCCCCCGGCGCCGGAGCCCGCCACGCCGAGUUGCGCGGCGCGCUGCUGCAGCGGGUCGCGGACGUGCGCCAGGAGGCGCAGGCGACUUUCGACGCCCAGAGGAGCAAGGUCCGCGAGUUGGCUGUCGCCUCGCCCCUGCUGUCGCCCAUGAUCGCCCCUGGGCUCGGGCGGCGCCUCGCCGGCGCGAUGAGCUCGCCGCAGCACUCGUACGCGGAGCCGUUCAAGGGGUGGUCCCCCUCAACCGUGUCGACGAUGUCGCACGUCUGCUCGAGCAGGACUUCGUUGGUCACCCCGAGGCGCGGCAUCUACGAGACGGAGGUGAUGAACGAGCUGGAGGACUUCGUCCUCGACGAGAUCAGCGAGGACGAGUCGGAGCUCGAGGGGGCCGCGCCGCCGUUCUCCUCGGUGUUCGCCGCGUCGGCCUCGUGCGGCAGGGCCUCGCCGUGA
Molecule: messenger RNA, 4809 nt
Organism: Prorocentrum cordatum
Lineage: Eukaryota; Dinophyceae; Prorocentrales; Prorocentraceae
Source: the annotation of a GenBank genome assembly